UUGAAUUGUAAUUUUCCCCUAUUGGAAAAGUACAAAAACGUAUAAAUGUACCAAAUUCUCUGCUCUCGACACCUUUCCUUCCAUCUCUUCUCCCUCCAUUAACUCCUUCUGCCACCACCCAUCACCAAUGGGGGGAGCACAUUUAUUGCCGCUUUUACUCCCGCUCCUCCUCUCCUUUUCCUCAGCCGCUCCUAUUCCCACCGGAAAAUCUACCCUUCCCUAUCUCAAGCUCCCACUCCACCGUAACCACCCCUUCCCUCCCACCCCUUCUCACGCCCUCUCCUCCGACACCUCCCGCCUCAUUUCCCUCAAUUGCCGCCGCGCAAAGCUACCCCUCGUCUCCGGCGCUUCUUCCGGCUCCGGCCAGUACUUCGUCGAGUUCCACCUCGGCACUCCGCCGCAGCGCCUCUUCCUCGUGGCGGACACCGGCAGCGACCUCGUCUGGGUCACGUGCUCUGCCUGCCAAAACUGCUCCACGCGCCUCCCGCAUUCCGCGUUCCUCGCUCGCCACUCUGCCUCCUUCUCGCCCUUGCACUGCUACGAUUCGAAGUGCGACUUCGUCCCGCGCCCUAGGCGCGUCGCCUGCAACCGCACGCGCCUGCACAGUCCAUGCCGUUAUGAGUACUCCUACGCCGACGGAUCGGUGACCGGGGGGUUCUUAGCCAGAGAGACGACGGCUUUCAAUUCCAGCUCCGGCGUGGCCGUCCGGUUCUCGAAUGUUGAGUUCGGAUGCAGUUUCCGAUCUUCCGGGCCCAGCAUUACCGGCCCGAGCUUCAACGGCGCUCAGGGCGUGCUGGGUCUGGGCCGCGGACCGAUCUCGCUGGCCACGCAAUUGGGCCGCCGGUUCGGCAACAAAUUCUCUUACUGCCUGAUGGACUACACGCUCGCCCCGACUCCGAGGAGCUACUUAGUGAUCGGCGACGGCGAAGCCGAGGCGGUCAACGGCUCGAAGAAGAGCUUCACGCCGCUGAUUAACAACUCACUCUCAUCGACUUUUUACUACGUCGGGAUUGAGAGCGUGUUUAUAGAGAAUGUCAAAUUACCGAUCAGUCCUUCGGUUUGGAUCGCUGAUGAGCAGGGGAACGGCGGAACAAUCAUCGAUUCAGGGACUACCUUGACAUUUCUGGCCCAGCCGGCUUACGACUUGAUAGUAAAAGAGUUCAAGCGGCGCAUGGAGCCGCCCGAGCCGGUCGAUCUGACUUCCGGGUUUGAUUUGUGUAUAAACGUGUCGAGGGAUUCAAAGCCGUAUGUACCUAGUCUGAGUUUUAAAUUCGCCGGCGGCUCAGCCUUUGCGCCGCCUGCCGGAAACUACUUUAUAGAUACGGCCCCGGACGUGAAAUGCCUCGCAUUGCAACCGGUCACCUCUUCGUCGUCGUUUUCCGUCAUCGGAAACUUGAUGCAGCAAGGGUUUUUGUUCGAGUUCGACAACGACCGAUCCCAACUCGGGUUCUUACGGACCGGAUGUUCGCUGCCGUGACUCACUGAGUCAGAACUCACACCCCGACCCGGGACCCGUUUUUUUGUUGAUUAAAUCUUUUAAAUGAAGUGCCAUUUUUCAUUUUUUUAAUCAUAGAUGAGAGGUAAAGUGGUAAACAGCAGGGGCUAUCAGAUGUGUGUGUGCACUUGUGAAACCUUUAUUCAAUGUGUAAUAUUUUCUUUGUUUCGAAAUAUCGAAUUAUAGGAACUAUUUAAAAAGUUUUAUAUUUUGUAAAAGAAUUGAGAAAAUAGAAUGAAU
This is a messenger RNA of Cuscuta europaea, 1735 nucleotides long. NCBI's taxonomy places the organism in Eukaryota, Viridiplantae, Streptophyta, Magnoliopsida, Solanales, Convolvulaceae. The record is from the annotation of a GenBank genome assembly.